AUGCAACUCACCAACAUCCUCCUCGCUUUCAUGGCCAGCGCAGUCGUCGUAAUGGCAGCCCCGGCCGCUGAAGUUAACGAGAACAACGCUGCAGCGUGGAAACGUGUAAUGGAGGUGACUGCAAGGUGGCAGGCACAAACCGCCAUUGCAGAACCGGAAGCUGCACGAAACAAAGCGGCGCUGGAGAUGGAACAAUCUGCGGGAGCCCUCGUCUUUUUGACAUUACCAUGGAUUGCCCUGGCCGCCGGGGAUGAGAAGAGCUUUUUUCUUGGAAAUCCACUGUAA
Molecule: messenger RNA, 285 nt
Organism: Aspergillus candidus
Lineage: Eukaryota; Fungi; Ascomycota; Eurotiomycetes; Eurotiales; Aspergillaceae
Exons: 4
Coding region: 1-285 (94 amino acids)
Source: RefSeq, a predicted model, not a curated record